Rubroshorea leprosula is the source of this 1176-nucleotide messenger RNA. The record is from the annotation of a GenBank genome assembly. Lineage: Eukaryota; Viridiplantae; Streptophyta; Magnoliopsida; Malvales; Dipterocarpaceae.
GAAUUGUGGACUGGGAUCAAUCUCCUUUGCACGGUUAUCAUUGAAUAGUCUGACUGUUUGUGAUGUAAUCAUGAUUCAGGUAGAUACACACAUACAACAGCUUGAUCAAUAUUUGAAAAGAUUUGAUGAAGAGCUCCGGCGUGAAAGAGAGAAUGCUGCUGCUGUUUUGCCUGCUACAAGUCUUGAUGGCAGUGCAAAAUCUGGAAGAAGUAGUGAAGGUGGAAGAGGAGGGCGUAAAAAGUAUCCACUCAUCCUAGAUAUCCUUAUAUUUGGUUUCCUUAUAGAUUGGUUAAACUUGUUUUUGUUAGCUGUUAUUGUGUUGUUGAUUCUUGCUUUCGCCUUCCUGAGGAAGUCAUUUUCUCUAUUACUUGUGCAAGUUGUCUGAGAUCACCCCAGAAUUGAACUGACCUGAAUGUACCAACUGAUUUUGUCUAGUUCUAUAUGGAACCAUGGUUUAUCACAGUUCCAAAAUUUUGUGAUCCAGUUGGUCUGGGUCAAAAUUGGUUCUGAGCUAUGAGUAAUCUAAACCACACCAUGUGACCCAAACAAUAUUCUCUUUUCUCCCCGCAGCAGAAAACUUGGCUUGAAAAAUAAAGUCCUUGGUAUACCUGUGACAAAUUUUGAACAAUGAAAUUUGCUUGAACCCUCCUAUGGUGCAGAAUACGGCUGGCAACAGCAACGGCAGCUGCGGCAGCGGCAACAGAAGUAGCAGCAGCAGCAGCUGUUGCUAAUCCAACUGGCAUGGAGCUAGAUUUACCAGUGGAUCCAAAUGAGCCCACAUACUGUUUCUGCAACCAAGUCAGCUUUGGUGAGAUGGUGGCAUGCGAUAACCCUGAUUGCAAGAUAGAAUGGUUUCAUUUUGGAUGUGUUGGUCUUAAAGAACAACCAAAAGGAAAAUGGUAUUGUUCAGACUGUGCUGCUGCCAAAAAUCGCCGCAAAAGCAGAUGAUGCUGAAUUUUUAUUUAUACAACCUUGAUGUCUAAGUUUAUGUUUUGCAAUGACUUGUAGUAUGUUGUCAACUUUUAUCAUAUGGUUGUGUUAUUUCAUGUUUCAGGAACUUCUAUGGGUAUAUUUAAGAUGUGUUAGUAUUUCAAUUGUAUACUUGUAUGGCUUAUCUAAAAGAAUUUUGCAGGAAGAUUAGGAGACUCCUUCAGUAAAUAAAAUUAUAUUCCUCCC